This is a messenger RNA of Guillardia theta CCMP2712, 654 nucleotides long. RefSeq lists its product as hypothetical. The record is from RefSeq and is a predicted model, not a curated record. Lineage: Eukaryota; Cryptophyceae; Pyrenomonadales; Geminigeraceae. The transcript is spliced from 6 exons. The coding region runs from base 1 to 654 and encodes 217 amino acids.
AUGAUGUCGAGACCAGACGAAGUUAGAGCGCGAUGCAAGAACCAUGUCACCAUGAUGAAACAAUCAAGCUUCAGCUCUCGAGCCAGCAAUCGGCCAACUGAGAGAAGCGGAAACAACCUGUUUUCAGGCAUGCUGAUGCGGCGAUCGGACGGUUUUUUCUUUUCCUCCAGCAAGAGGGUCUGGUGCGUCCUCCAUGCAGACGGCACUCUUGAGUUCUACAAGGACAGCAGCGAAGCUCCUGCGGAGAUCGUAGAGGUCACAAGAAAAAUUCUCGACCUACUUUCCGUGCAGCACCAGUAUCUCCCUCAGCAUCUCCCUCGCUUCUUCCCGCUCCUGCUCUUGCUGCUCUCUGUGAUCGGGACGUUUCCCUGCAGCUUCGCAGACCACAGCAUGAACCCUCUGAUCAAGCUGUCGGAUGUUGAGAUCUGCAUCACUUACGUCAAACACAAGUCUCCUCUUGAGGAACUCCAUGGCGGAAUGAAGGUUGAGAAGAGGGAUGAUGGUGGAGAUGAUAGUGGAGAUGAUGGAGAUGAUGAAGAUGAUGGUGGAGGUGGUCAUGGUGAUGAUAAUGAUGAUGAUGACGAUGAUGAUGAUGAUGACGACGAUGUUAGUGUAGUUGUGGUCGUUGUGGUCGUUGUUGUUGUUGUUGAUUGA